AUGUACUAUAUGCUCACAGUCCUGCCAUCGUUUGGCAUUGGUGCCCUUUCUGCUAGGGAGGCUGAAGGAAGAGCUAAUAUCUCUGCAGGAGAUAAGGAGGCCCAUAAGCUACUCCAACCGGUGGACAAAACUCUAAAGACAAUGGCUAUAGAAUUUGCUGAGUACCAGGUCUGUGUUGAUGUAUUUAUUACUACUCAAUCUUAUGUUGACAUUGCGUCCAUCUCUGUCAUUCCAAGGACUACCGGAGGGCAGUUGGUUGCCCUUCAUUUUAAAAGAGGCAGGCAGCUGGAAAAGGCUGUGAUUGUCUUAUGUAAGGAACUGCAGGACUGCUCAUAUGAAGCUUGCUAG
Molecule: messenger RNA, 348 nt
Organism: Ilex paraguariensis (yerba mate)
Lineage: Eukaryota; Viridiplantae; Streptophyta; Magnoliopsida; Aquifoliales; Aquifoliaceae
Source: the annotation of a GenBank genome assembly